Molecule: messenger RNA, 1742 nt
Organism: Ciona intestinalis (vase tunicate)
Lineage: Eukaryota; Metazoa; Chordata; Ascidiacea; Phlebobranchia; Cionidae
Product: store-operated calcium entry regulator STIMATE
Cellular component (GO): membrane
Source: RefSeq, a predicted model, not a curated record
UAUUUAUACGGCUAUUUCAAUCUUUUAGACUGCGAAAUAAUACAAGUCCCAAAUCUGAAAAAAAGUUAAGAAAAUCUUAUUUUCUCCUUCUGAGAGAAAUGGAAGAACUUGAACUGGUCAGACCUUCUCAUUGUGAAAGAGGAGAGUUAACAGCACCUUUUGGAAUCGGAAUACAAGCAAUUCUUGGGGCAAUUGCAUUCAGUACACUCCUCUUAAAACGGUGGAGAGAACCAAGGGAACUUCGCAGAACUUGGAAAAUUUGGUUUUAUGAUACCUCGAAACAGGGUGUAGGUGCUGCUUUCAUUCAUUUUGCUAAUGUGUUUCUUGCUGAUGCUGUAACUGCUGAAGACCCAUGUACUUGGUAUCUAAUAAGCUUUCUUUUGGACUCAACAGUUGGUCUUUUACUGAUUUACCUUGGUUUUAAACUUACUCAAAAAAUAGUACAUCACUUCAAGAUUAGAAGUUUGUACUUUGGAGAAUAUGGCAACCCACCAAAAAUCAGUGCAUUUCUUGGCCAAACUAUUUUGUACCUCAUUGUAAUGGUUAUUGAGAAAGUUUUAGUUGGUGUGAUGGUGCUACCAUCUUUUUGGCAUGAAGUGAGAAAAAUAUUGCUCAGUUGGAUCAAGGACCCUCACAUAGAAGUAGUGCUGGUCAUGCUUAUAGUUCCAUUUUGCGUUAACGCUCUCAUGUUUUGGGUGGUGGACAAUCUACUAAUGAAAAGGUCAAAGGCGAAAAACCUUGUGAGCCUAAACAGUGGUAGCCAAGAGCAACUGCUUAAAAUGAGUGGCUAUGCCAAGUGCAAUGCUCAGUACUUUAAACUAAAGCCAGUUGACCACAAGCAAACUACAGCGCUUCUUCUGACUGACCGUCAGGACUCCACAGAUGAAGAAAUACUUCUGAUACGGAAAUGCAGCCAAACAACUCCCGAUGAAACAUCCACUACGUCUAGCAUUGGUGGUGAAUACAGUCGUUCAAAUAUAACGUAAGCUGUAAUUUAUUAUUGCUACCCAAAAGAACUGAGCUUGCAGGUUACCGCCAUGUACAAUUCUUGGUACUUUUUUUUCUGGGUCUUAACAUUCUAUUAGUCUGAAUCAGCUAUACUGUACAUUUUCCAGUGCUUCCAUUCGCAAAUGCCUUGUACAAUCAAACCUUCGGCAACACUGUCGGAAAAAUAUUUCCAACAGUAAUGUGGCAACGUUUCAUUGGUCUUUAGUGUGCACUGUUCCAUUUUAUUUAAACAUUUUAAUCGUGCAUGUGUUUAUACUGAAGUGUCUUACUCCAACAUUUUUCUACGCAAUUGAUUUUUGCAUUCGCCGGCACUUUCUUUUCAUGCAUUUACUAUUUCCACAUAAAUAUGACACACUAUUUUUCCAACAGUAUUGGCUUAAGGUGAACACAAAACCUCAAAAAAAAAGUUUAAAACACACAAAACUAAAGUAUUGUUGUCAAAAUGAUUGUUUCGGUGUGAAUGUGAAGAACCAUACAGUUUGUUGACCCACAUAACAUUUUAAGUAGAUAGAAUGCUCUACAAACUUUAGUGCAAUAAAACUUAUGGUAAAUUACUGAUUUUAGUCAAAGUUAUGGCCCGUAAACAUCAUUUGCAAGAAAGUAGCAUAUGGUUUAGAUAUGCAUAGUUUGUGUCUGAAGCCUUAACUUUUUUAGAUUACUUUUGCUUUUCUAUCGUUCUUGGUGUUGUUUAUAUUUAAUCAAAGCACUAGAAUACAAAGCACACAGCUUAUGAU